GGCUCGUUGAUGAAAGUCCAAUUAAUUACAAACAUUUAAUUUAAACAAAUUAAUUAAAAUUUGAAAAACUAAUUCAAUUUAAUAUAAAUGAUUUUUAUUGGUACGCAGUACAUGGUACUCAUUAAUAUUUACUAUUGCGCUUUCUUUGAUACAUGUUAUCUUUAGAAUAAAAAGUCUUUCACUUCCGCCUAAAAUUAUGCAUCAUUAUUAUUAACAUGGCGACAUAUAGCUUGAAUGACUCAAACGGUAUUUACUCAUCGAAAAGAAUGAAAAACAACCAAGGUCAAAGCGUCACUGUUCUCAGGAAUACCCUGCCGUCGCCCGUCAUACACGUUCGAGGUUUGAGCGCGCACGUCACAGAGUCUGAUUUAAUUCAAUCGCUGCAAAGAUUUGGGCCGAUCAGCUAUGUCAUGACCUUCCCUGCCAAGAAUAUGGCACUUGUUGAGUUCGAGAGUAAAGAGGUUGCAUCCAGAGUUAUAUCUUAUGUGCAGGAAAAUGAGUUAACUGUUGCCGGCUUGCCAGCACACUUCAACUUUUCAGUCAGUGAGAAGAUUAAAAGACCUGAAUAUGAUUCCAAGAUUCCCAUGGAAAUACCCCCUAGUAAUGUCAUCUUGUUGACAAUUAUCAAUGCAAGACAUCCUAUCACAGUGGAUGUCAUAUAUGCCAUAUGCAGUCCUAUUGCAACAGUGUCAAAGAUUGUUAUUUUCAGAAAGAAUGGAGUGCAAGUGCUUGUUGAAUUUGAGUCUAUUGAGGAUGCCACAAAAGUUAAAACUGGAUUGCAUGGAGCUGAUAUAUAUGCUAACUCGUGUACAAUAAAAGCUGAGUUUGGGAAGCCAAACAACCUUACUGUUAGAAGAAAUGAUCAGAAUACGUGGGACUACACUGUCAGUCCAUCUGCUCCCAAUUAUGGCUAUGCUAAGAAUAAACCCUUGCUUCAGGAUCCAGGAAAUGGUCAUGGUUUUGAAAGUCAAAAUGCAGGCUUCAACCCAUUUGGUCAAUCAGGUCACAGCAGUGUGUCGGGAGCAGCAGCUGGAUAUAGAGUGGAUUAUGAUGCUAACUUGCUGGAUGCGUAUGGCGGGGCAGCUCUCCACGGAGCACUUGAACAACCCUUUCAGAAUCCAAACUGUGUACUAAUGAUAUAUGGGUUGAAUUCAGAAAAGUUCACCUGUCAGAGAUUGUUCAAUUUGAUCUGUCUCUAUGGAGAUAUUGUGAAGAUUCGAUUCUUGAAGUCUAAAGAUGGGUCAGCAAUGGUUCAGAUGUCCGAUAGAGAUGGUUGUGAUAGAGUCAUGAUGAUGCUCAGAGAUGUUACUGUUUUUGGACAGAAGUUGUCUAUCAGUAACUCAAAACAGCCGUUUGUUUCUGAGUCAACAUCUCCAUCUUUUUCAUUGCCCGAUGGAUCAUCAUCUUUUCAAGAUUUCUCUGGUUCUAAGAAUAACAGAUUUGGAUCCCCUGAUGCACUGAAGAAAUACAUGACACGAGUUCAAUUUCCUACGAAAGUUGUUUACUUCUUCAAUGCCCCUCCAAACAUUGAUGAGGAAACCAUGAUGCUUCCGUUCAUCAAAGCCGGUGCAGUGCCCCCAUCUAAGAUGGUCAUGCUUCCUGCCAAAACCGAGCGUAGUUCACGUGGAUACCUCACCUUUCCCGAUGCUGUCACUGCAACUGAGUCGCUCCUGGUAGCUAACAAUGCCAAGAUUCCUAAUCCAAAUGGGACAGCCCCGUACGUCAUCAAGUUGGCGUUCUCAGCAGCUAGUCCAGAUGAAGGCCAUUAAUCAAAAUUGAUUAAUUGAUUGAUUUUGUAUAUGGUCCAUAGGACACAGACAUUACAUGCAUACGUCAUUGUUAAAUGUAUAUGUUACUAAUAAAUUAUACUUUCGUGACCUUCUUAUCCUCUGUUAUAUUUGUAGAGUCUCGUUAAUCAUUAUUAUGGUGUAUUCACGUUUUUUAUUGUUUAAUUGGUGAAUUUGCGGUAUGGACGCUGGACCUGUUAUUUGGAUAUCGUAAUACGUUAUGAUUCUUCCAAAUAGUUGUUAUUUAAAAGUUAGUAUCAAAUAAAAAAUUUAAAUCAUUUUCA
Helobdella robusta is the source of this 2071-nucleotide messenger RNA. RefSeq lists its product as hypothetical. Gene Ontology annotation, cellular component: nucleus. The transcript has 16 exons. The coding region runs from base 216 to 1769 and encodes 517 amino acids. NCBI's taxonomy places the organism in Eukaryota, Metazoa, Annelida, Clitellata, Rhynchobdellida, Glossiphoniidae. Gene Ontology annotation, molecular function: mRNA binding. Gene Ontology annotation, biological process: regulation of RNA splicing; mRNA processing. The record is from RefSeq and is a predicted model, not a curated record.